This is a messenger RNA of Diaporthe batatas, 1422 nucleotides long. RefSeq lists its product as uncharacterized. The transcript is spliced from 2 exons. Gene Ontology annotation, molecular function: molybdate ion transmembrane transporter activity. Lineage: Eukaryota; Fungi; Ascomycota; Sordariomycetes; Diaporthales; Diaporthaceae. Gene Ontology annotation, biological process: molybdate ion transport. Gene Ontology annotation, cellular component: membrane. The coding region runs from base 1 to 1422 and encodes 473 amino acids. The record is from RefSeq and is a predicted model, not a curated record.
AUGGACACAUACCAGCUCAACUUCGCAGGGUUGCUGGGCCUGUGCGCCGCCCUCUUCAUCGCCCAGAGGAGAAAGCCAGCUCAGCCUAAGCAGGAUGCAAACAAGGCAGAAGCAAAGAAGGAGCCAGAAACCAAGCAGCAGACACACAGCGAUGAGGCAUCUCAAUGGCCCUUCCUGGUCGUCUUUGCCCUCGUCAUGGGCUCAGACUGGCUGCAGGGCCCAUUCCUCUACUCCCUCUACACCGAGGAACACAACGUCUCACCAGCCAUGGUGUCAACCCUCUUCACCACCGGCUUCCUCUCUGGCGCCGUCUCCGCCUACGCCACGGGGACCCUCGCCGACCGCCACGGCCGCCGCCUCGCCUGCCUGGUCUUCUGCGGCGCCUACGCCCUCAGCUGCGCCCUGACCACCAUCCCCUCGCUGCCGCUGCUCUUCGCCGGCCGCGUCCUGGGCGGCGUGGGGACGAGCCUGCUCUUCAGCGUCUUCGAGAGCUGGAUGGUCACCGACUUCCACGACCGCGGGCUCGCCGGCAAGGGCGGCGACCUCAGCCGCACCUUCGGCGUCAUGAGCACCCUCAACAGCGUCGUGGCCAUCGUGAGCGGCGUCUUCAGCGAGUGGGUCGUCGCCGUGUCCGGCUCGCGGAGGGCCCCCUUCGCCGCGGCCGUCGUGCUGCUCGCCGCGGCGGGCUGCGUCAUCUCCACGCGGUGGCGGGAGAACUACGGCGAUUCUGCGAGGUCCGACAAGAAGCCCAAGGCGGCGGGCAGCGGCGGCAAGAAGGAGGCCGCCGACGAGGCCCCGAAGCCGAAGCCGAAGCUGCGGGAGAUGCUCAAGGACCCGCGCAUCGUGUGCCUGGGGCUGUCGUCCACCAUGUUCGAGGGCUCCAUGUACCUCUUCGUCUUCAUGUGGGGCCCCGCGCUGCAGUCCGCGCACGCCUACGAGUCCUCCGCCUCGUCCGCCUCGUCCGCCGCCGCCGCCGGCCUCCCCUACGGCAUCAUCUUCGCGAGCUUCAUGGCCUCGGUCCUCGCCGCGUCGCUGCUCUUCAACAUCGCCAUGGACAACAAGCUGCUGAGGUACACGUACCUCCUCGGCGGCAUCCUGGCCGCCGCCGACCUCGUCUUCUACCUGCUCGAGCAGCCGCGCCCCGAGCAGCUCACCUUCUGGCUCUUCUGCCUCUUCGAGGCCUGCGUCGGCAUGUACUGGCCGUGCAUGGGGUACCUCAAGGGCCAGCUUAUCGACGACGGCGUGCGCGCGCAGUUGUACGGCAUCCUGAGGGUCCCGCUGAACGUGUUCGUCGUGGUCUCCCUGUACUUCACCGGCGACGGGGACUCUUAUGCCAAGGUCUUUGCCGUCUGCUCGAGGCUGUUGCUGUUGGCUAUCGGGGCGCUGUACGCUAUGAUUAUGAAUGAGGAUGAGAUACCGUGA